GAAUCUAGAACGAACGUCGCCGUAUUGAAAUAGACUGCGAUACUUUUGAAAAGACUAAACAUACUCAGAUAUGUGUCAAAAAAUAGAACUAAAUGGAUGACGUGUAUGUAAGGGUCCUUCCGACUUCCGGGUGUGUAUAAACAGAUUGAAAACGGAGUCGCCUCGCCCAAAAGAUGUCUAAAGUAACGUUCAAAAUCACUCUGACGUCGGACCCCCGGCUUCCAUACAAAGUACUAAGUGUCCCCGACAGCACACCAUUCACAGCAGUUUUGAAGUUUGCAGCUGAGGAGUUCAAAGUGCCAUCAGCAACCAGUGCGAUCAUAACAAAUGAUGGAAUAGGAAUCAACCCUGCCCAGACAGCAGGAAACGUGUUUCUUAAACAUGGCUCAGAGCUUCGCAUCAUUCCCAGAGACAGAGUGGGAGGACGAGGAGACUGAUGCUGCUUUUCCACGUUGACGACGUAAUGACUCACCCGGCAGAAUCAUAGAACACUUGAGACCCAGGAAACACCUCAGCGUGUGUCAUAUUCAUCUUCUGGCCCACAACUGACAGUGACUCACAGAAGAAUGUGUAUAUUUAAACUUGAUGAUGAAAUGCACACAACCUCGCAUGCUCCCUUGCUUCUUCAUUCUCAGUUUAUUUUUUGUCGGUAAGCGUAGUUUCAUCAGAAGAUUGGUGUGACAUCUUGAGUUUCCAGAGGUACCGAGUCAUUAAUAUACACAAACACAGCAGAUGGAUCAUGGAAAUGAUUUAGCUGAGAUUAACAAACCGAUUCAACAGUUCUCGCUUUUGUAUCUUUGUAAAUGACAAUAAAUCAAUACAACUAACAACAAGAACAACACAUGCCUGUAUUGCAAUGUUUACUUUUGUCUUCAUCAGCAUUGUGAAUAUGGUAAUAUGGGAGGUUCAAAUAUAUGCACAACAUGCUUUUAAGGACCAUUGUCGUUAUAUUAAGUGGCUGUUGGUAAAUUGUCUGUUAAUAUAUUUUGAUAUAUGAUAUUUUUUGUCAGGCUAUCACAAGAUGAAUAAAACUUGCAUCAUGGGUCUGUACUUGUAUCGUGGAGCAGCUCCUUCCAUAACUCAAGGAACAUUUUUCGCUAAUGUAAGGAGGACAUGCUCAUCUGUCAAACGGUGCAGACGUGGAUCUUUGCUGCCCUCUGUCAGGUUACACUUUAGCAUCAGUUUGUACUCUCCAAAAUGCCUUGUCUCUGUAUUUCAAGCCAUGUAUUAGGCCUCAUCGCACAAUACAUCUAAAAAGACUACAUUGAGUAAUGGAGAGAAUAGUAGAACUAUUUAAUAUGCACUGCUAGCUUAAUUAGGAGCUGAGGAGCAGGUGGUGAGAAAACAAGGCAGGCAUCCAAAAAGCUUUGAUUUAAAUGUGGAGGCCCCAGAAUGUGUCACAAUGGCUAUCAAUAGCUGUUCAUCCCACACCACCACAAACAUAGGUUUUCAUCUGGAAAUAAAUUCACUGUUUAAUUGCAAA
This is a messenger RNA of Anarrhichthys ocellatus (wolf-eel), 1483 nucleotides long. RefSeq names its product ubiquitin-fold modifier 1 (gene ufm1). Gene Ontology annotation, biological process: protein K69-linked ufmylation. The transcript is spliced from 6 exons. NCBI's taxonomy places the organism in Eukaryota, Metazoa, Chordata, Actinopteri, Perciformes, Anarhichadidae. The record is from RefSeq and is a predicted model, not a curated record. Gene Ontology annotation, cellular component: nucleus; cytoplasm. The coding region runs from base 174 to 437 and encodes 87 amino acids.